GUCCCUUUUUCUUCUUUGCACAGAAGUCGCGCUCGGGCAGCCCGCGCGCUCGCAGCAGAAAGCAGGUCCAGGCGCUGGCGCCGGGGCCGCGGGGAGGAGGCGACUUCGCUCCCUGCGGCGGGCGCGGCCCGGGCGCCCAGAGCCUCUCGGGCCCGGAGAGCGGGCGGCGGCGGCCUCCCCGGAGCGGUAGGCAGCACUGAUCACUCCACCACUUGCAGAGGUCACCUAGCUGCCUUCCUGUGGAGUCCUGCCUGGGCCUGAGCGGCAAACUGGACAAGAGGCCCCGCGAUUGAUGUGUUUGCCUUGGGAGUUGGUGCCAAGGUGAAACGGAAGGCGAACAUGGGUCAGAAGGUCACCGGAGGGAUCAAAACUGUAGACAUGAGGGACCCCACGUACCGGCCCUUGAAGCAGGAGCUGCAGGGCCUGGACUACUGCAAGCCCACCCGCCUGGACCUGCUGCUGGACAUGCCCCCCGUGUCCUACGACGUCCAGCUGCUCCACUCGUGGAACAACAACGACCGCUCGCUCAACGUCUUCGUGAAGGAGGAUGACAAGCUGAUCUUUCACCGGCAUCCGGUGGCCCAGAGCACGGACGCCAUCAGGGGCAAAGUUGGGUACACACGGGGACUGCACGUGUGGCAGAUCACGUGGGCCAUGAGGCAGCGGGGCACGCAUGCCGUGGUUGGGGUGGCAACAGCCGACGCCCCCCUGCACUCCGUCGGGUACACGACCCUCGUGGGGAAUAACCACGAGUCCUGGGGCUGGGACUUGGGGCGUAACCGGCUCUACCACGACGGCAAAAACCAACCAAGCAAAACAUACCCAGCCUUUCUGGAGCCGGACGAGACGUUCAUUGUGCCCGACUCCUUCCUGGUGGCUCUGGACAUGGACGACGGGACCCUGAGCUUCAUUGUGGAUGGACAGUACAUGGGAGUGGCUUUUCGGGGACUGAAGGGCAAAAAGCUGUAUCCUGUCGUGAGUGCCGUCUGGGGCCACUGUGAGAUCCGCAUGCGCUACUUGAACGGACUCGACCCCGAGCCCCUGCCGCUCAUGGAUCUGUGCCGCCGAUCCGUGCGCCUGGCCCUGGGGAAGGAACGUCUGGGUGAGAUCCACACGCUGCCGCUGCCGGCCUCCCUGAAGGCGUACCUCCUCUACCAGUGACACUCUGCCCAGGACCGACAGCGCAACAGCCACAUGGUGCCAGCUCACCGAGCCACCGCCACACCCUGUGCCUUGGACGGGCGUCCUCUUCGUCCUGCCUGGCUGCUCCCCUUCCUGACAUUGGUGGGAGCUCCCCGCAUGGCACAUCACAGCCCCUUCCUGGACAAAGACACAAAAUAAACUCCUAAGAAGUCCGGCACUGAGCUCCAAUCUGCUCUGCUCUCGGGGUGGCGUGGGUACCCCCCCACACACAACCUGCUGGGAGGGGCUCCGGCACCGAGAGCAGCUCCCAGGGGUGCUAAGAGGUGCUUAGACAAGGAGCCAUGCCUCGGAGACGAAGCUCAGGAUGUCAGAAACCCACCGUGGACACCGAGGCAGAAACCGGAACUGGACCGUCCGCAGGCACAUGAACACCCAGCAUCAGUCCUGGCUGCCAGCGCCCCCGUCCCCUGUAUUUAUUCUUUUAACAAUAACAAAAGCCAUUUAUUUAUUCCAUUUAGAAAGGGACCUUGUUUUGGUCGCCUCUCUGGAGUGUUCUGUUGUUUUUAUUCCACCUGCCCCUCCCCGGCAUGUGCGUGCCUCACCUGUCAUCCUCGCUGGGCUGUGGAUGUGCUGUGUCCUCACAUGGGCACAGGUGUCUUUGUUUGACCUGCAGUUUCCAGGGGGCUCUGCUCUGUGUUCCUGAGCGGGCCCCUCCGGGAGCUUUAGCCUCAUGUGCAGUAUGAGUGUCCUGGGGGUCACGGCUCCGGGGCUGGGACAGCUCCCAUGUCUCCGCCUAGUUACACUUGGGCUCGUACAUCUUUGCACGUGGUUUCAUUUCUUCAGUCUUCCAUGGGGUUUUAGGUGUGGGUUUGGUUUUGCUUUUGCCUUCCUAGCCGAUUAUCUCCCACGCGUGUCCACAGAAGCCCUGGGGACCACCAAACCAAGAAGGGAUGAUGAGUGGGUCUCCGUCCCCUGAUAUGCCAAGGAAGGGCAGGGCAGGGUGGGGAAGACCAGCGUGGAGUCAGGCCGCCUAGUGCUGAGUUCAUCACAACCCCCCCAGAGCCAGAGGGGCGGGGUGAGGUGGGGCGGGGCAGCCAGCAGGAGAGGGACGUCUCCCCCUGCCACAGCUCCCCCACGUAGCAGACCCCUGCACCCUGCCACCACGUUUGCCAUUUCUUUCUUUUAGAGUCUGAUUUCAGUUCAUUUCUGUACAGGUACAAUAGAUGACUUUAUUUGUUUAAAAUGUUUAAUAUAUAUGCGUAUAUAUUUGUCCGUAAGAAUUAUGUUUUAAACAGCUGCUGUAGGGUACCUUAAAAAAAAAAAAGCCUUCCAAUGGAGUAUAUUUUUUAAAGCACAAAAUUGGUGCCAAGACUGGGUGAGGAAUGUAACCUACCACCUUAUUAUUGUGAGGUGUUUUUUGUUGUUGUUUUCAGGCGGGGGAACCUUACCUGUUAGACUUUGAAAGACUUUCCUCACUCCUAUUUCGGGGUGGGUCAUACUCGGAUGAAUGUUGCACAGGAGAUGAGAGAGUUUCACUUACACAGCCUUUCCGCCUUGACCCAGCGCCUUCCGCGGACGCUGGAUGGAUCACCGGGCUCUGUCAUCUCUCUGCACCUCCCGCGCCCCCAGCUCUCCGGACCCUCAACCCCGCCCCACUCGCAGCCCAGAGCCCUGUGGCCUGUACAGUUUUGAAACUCCCAUUCUAUUUUAUGAUGGUUGCUAAUAGUCAAUAACCUAAUAAAGGAAAGUUUAUUAAAAUAAAAAGCCACUUUUG
This is a messenger RNA of Hipposideros armiger (great roundleaf bat), 2917 nucleotides long. It is a transcript of the gene SPSB1, whose product is annotated as splA/ryanodine receptor domain and SOCS box containing 1. Gene Ontology annotation, cellular component: SCF ubiquitin ligase complex. The coding region runs from base 340 to 1161 and encodes 273 amino acids. The record is from RefSeq and is a predicted model, not a curated record. The transcript is spliced from 3 exons. Gene Ontology annotation, biological process: proteasome-mediated ubiquitin-dependent protein catabolic process. Gene Ontology annotation, molecular function: protein binding. Lineage: Eukaryota; Metazoa; Chordata; Mammalia; Chiroptera; Hipposideridae.